Messenger RNA from Cooperia oncophora, 1140 nucleotides. Lineage: Eukaryota; Metazoa; Nematoda; Chromadorea; Rhabditida; Trichostrongylidae. The record is from the annotation of a GenBank genome assembly.
AUGGACGAGGAGCAUGAGUUCGCAUUCAACGAAGAAUUGGAACGGACUCUCCUAGAAGCCGAAAAGCAUCGGAUUGCCGAGGAUGAUGAAAGCUCUGACGAAUUAUCGCUAUCGGCCCAGUAUCAGGACAGUGGACGAGAGAAUAGUUUAUCGUCAGCCCGAAGUAAAGAAGCAGAAACGCAGUCGAAAAUCUCCGAAGAAGAACUGCCGUCGACUUCUGGAGGAGAUGAUGCUCGACGAAGUGUCAUGUCGAGCGCUGAGAGGAAAGCAGAGAUGAUCAGGCAAGAGAAGGCAGCGCAGCACCAUGAUGAAGAGGAUGAUUUCAUCAAUGACGAUGAUAGUGACCCGAUGGAUGGCUUCGAAUCGGACAAUGAGACAACUGAAAGACGCCCAUUAGAAGAUGCUCAUCAAGAGGAAAGUAGUGAUGAGGAGAUUCUGCCAUCAGAUGCUGAAGAAAUGAGACCUGCAGAAGAAGAACGUUUGCCGGGCACUCAGAUCGAGAGGACGUGUUGCCAUCCGAUGAGGAAAGGCAGUGAAGACCAAGAAGAGGAAAAGUCUGAGAAGAAUCGGAACCUUCUCCUUCCGACCGUUAUCACUGUGCCAGCGACAGCAGACAGUGAGAGGCCAGCGACAGCGAAUAGCGAUGACGAGGAGAUUUUGCCUUCUGACGACGAGGAGCCAAGUAAUCACGUUGAGACCCAUAGCGAUGACGAGGAGGUUUUGCCUUCUGAUGACGAAGAGCCAAAUAGUCACAUUGAGACCGAAGCCCGAGUCCAAACUGCCAACCACGAGGAGACGCCUCCACCUGCUGAGCCCGAAGUCGACGAUUACCACGAUAGGGAGGAAAUUCUUCCAUCAGACGACGAGGAAUUAGAAGAACGCGCAAGAGCAGCGACGAAAAUUCAAGCAGCCUAUCGUGGGCAUCGCACGAGGAAAGCUCUAAAAAAAGAACCGUCAGUUGUGAUCGAGCCCACGAACGAAGCCAGCGAAGAGCCGACUCCUGCCGAAGAAAACAACGCAGAAGAAGAAGCUCCACUAGUGAAGUCAGAUACACCGAGGCUUGAUACACCGAUUCCGAAACGACCAGAAAAUGUUGGCGACAAGACGAACAGCCGCGAUUCUAUCUCCAGCAGGAAGUGA